Pistacia vera is the source of this 1953-nucleotide messenger RNA. RefSeq names its product disease resistance protein RPM1-like. The transcript has 2 exons. Gene Ontology annotation, molecular function: ADP binding. Gene Ontology annotation, biological process: defense response to other organism. The record is from RefSeq and is a predicted model, not a curated record. NCBI's taxonomy places the organism in Eukaryota, Viridiplantae, Streptophyta, Magnoliopsida, Sapindales, Anacardiaceae. Bases 1 to 1953 code for a protein of 650 amino acids.
AUGGAAGAGAAGGAUUUGAUCAUGAUGUUGGGGGAACACUUAACUGACAAGUGUUACAUGAUCGUGUUUGAUGACGUGUGGAAAAUUGAAUUUUGGAGAGAUGUAGAGCAUGCUUUGCUUGAUAACCAAAAAAAUAGUAGAGGAUGGGAACUUUUUUGCAGAAAGGCAUUUGGCUUUGACGGUUGUUGUCCUCCAAACUUGACGAAAUUAUCGGAACAUAUUGUUGGAAAAUGUGGAGGUCUACCUCUAGCAAUUGCUGCGAUAGGUGGGCCUCUCUCAAGGAAAAACAAGAUUGUUUCUGAAUGGGAAAAUAUACUAGGUAGCUUGGGCUCAAAAUUAAGCAGUGAUUCCCAUCUUAGUGAUUGCAAGAGAGUUUUGUCUGAAGGUUAUUAUGAUCUUCCUCACCAUCUCAAGUCAUGUCUCUUAUACUUUGGUGUGUUUCCAGAAGGCUACGAAAUUAGAAUUGCGAGAUUAAUUCGCCUUUGGAUAGCUGAAGGCUUUGUCCAAUGCAACAACCACCUUCCAUCUGAGCAUGUUGCAGAAGAAUACUUGAAAGAACUUAUUGAUAGAUGCUUGGUUCAAGUUUCAAAGAGAAAAGCUUCUGGACAACCUAAAAGUUGUAGAGUUCAUGAUCUGAUGUACGAGAUGAUUCGCAGAAAGAUAAAGGAAUGUGAUUUUUGUCAUUUCUUUGAUGAAAAAGGCUUGAGCCACUUUAGUAAUCCUCGGCGUAUUUCAAUACACAAAUGCACUUAUGGUGUUUUUGAAAGCAUUAAAAAUUCAAAGAUCCGAUCCAUUCAUCUUUUCAAUGUAGACAAAUUGCCCGAGUCUUUCACGACUACAUUUGUCACUGAUUUCAAGCUCUUAAAGAUACUUGAUUUUGAAAAUGCCCCUUUGGAUUGUCUUCCUGAUGGAGUGGGAAAGCUCUUCCAUUUGCACUACUUAAGUUUGAAAAAUACAAAAGUUAAAGAACUUCCCGAGUCCAUAGGCAUGCUUCUCAACUUAGAGACUCUUGAUUUGAAGUGGACUUUUGUGAGUGAGCUCCCGGUUGAGAUCACGAAUUUGAAAAAAUUGCGUUGCCUAAUUGUACGACGCUUGGACGGGAAAGGUCCUUACGGAGAUAGAGCAAAAAUACACGAAGGUUUUGGGUCUUUAACAGAGUUGCAGCAGCUAUGGUCUGUGCAUGGAAACACUGAAGUACUUGAAGAGCUUAAGAAACUGAGGCAGAUGAGAAAGCUGGGCAUUAGGGUCACAAAUACAGAUGUUAAGGAUUUGUUUGCUGUUAUCCAGAAUAUGGGAGAAAAGCUUGAAGUUUUGAGUGUACGAGUGUUUACAAGUGGAAACGAGCCUCUUGAUAUACAAUCCUUGGCUUCUCCUCCUUUAGGUCUUCGGCGAUUUGGUUUGGUAGGGAUGUUUAUUGAAAUUCUACCUGUUUGGAUUUCUAAACUUCAAAAUCUAGUCAGAUUUCAAUUGGAUUUGGCUCGAUGUAACAAUGAUUCCAUGACAAUCCUUCAAGCUCUGCCUAAUUUAUUGGUGCUUAUUCUCUUUGUGCAUGACUGUGAUGAACAAUUGCAUUUCAAAGAAGGUUGGUUUCCAAAGCUCCAAGCGAUGCAUCUGUACGACAUCAAAGGAUUGAAAUGCAUGAUGAUAGAGAAAGGUGCAAUGCCUAGUCUUACAGAGUUGUGUAUUGGACCAUGCCCAUUAAUGAAGGAGAUUCCAACUGGAAUUGAGCAUCUCAAUAACCUAAAGAUGGUUGAAUUUAAAAUGAUGUUCAAGGAGAUUUAUUGCAUGAUGAAAAAUGAGAACUGGGAGAAUGUCACUAAACACAUUCUACAAGUACGUGUCAGCUAUAAACAUACAAUUAGAGGAGGAUACCAUUUUUGCAAUAGUAAAUAUUUGUCAUCUCUUUCGGCAGAAGAUUUUGAGAAGCUAUUGAAGAAAUUGGAGGCCGAGUAA